AUGAAGCAACUAGCUGCAUGGUACCAGAAAAAGAUCAGCUCUUACGACAAGGAAGAAUGGGAGACGAUGGUAGAACAAUUACUGAUGCGUGGGACGUACCGCCGCCGCAUCGUAGACUUUUCAAACCACGCUAGAUCUUAUUUAAUUGACGUUGACCUAGUAAGAGGUUCGUCGUUCCCAAAAGCAAAGCCUACUCUUGGUAUGAGGCGCGUGGUAUGGUAUGCUCUAGUCCGACUUUUGUUCCUACCCGCGCUACACCAAUGGUGGGCACAACAAACAUCGUCGGCGUGUGCCAAAUUUCUUCUAACAUUAUGGGUGAUGCAGGUCCUUAAUAUCUCCAUAUACUUCAUGACUCCAAACACGGUGGACAUAGAUCCAAACUGUUGGGUUGUUCCUCUAGGUCUCAUGAUAGUCCUGAGCGUUGUGCACUCCCAAAUAGUUAGUACAACUGAAAUGGAACUAGCUAGAGUACGACCACGCGCCACUUUUCGUAGGAAACUACCUCGAUAUUUCAGGCGGUCGAGAUCCGAAUGCGAUGGCGGUAGCGCCGGUGGCUCCGGUGAAAGCGGUGCAACCUCCAGCCAAAGCAAGACGCCCUCUACCAAACCUGCCAAAUUCAGACGAAGACAGUCAAGGCCUGAAGUGGCUGAAACUGUCCUCAGAAAACGGAAAAGAGAAUUGCCUAAAGAGAUAUUAAUAAAAAAAAUUGAAACACCUACCAAACCAAAGCCAAUGAUAAACAUAAAAGCAAAAGAUUCGGAUGACGAAGAUUAUAUGAUUUGGAAAAAACCGGAUUUACCCACUCCUAUAGUAACUUUUACCCCGCCGCCAAAUGACGCUACACCAAGUUCAUCUUUCCCGUUUAAAGCUAAUAUAUUAACAAAAAAGCAACUAGAGUCGUUUAACGUAAGGCAAAACAACAUUGUUAGAGUGUUUGCGGAUGGCGAUGACGGUUUCGAAAGCCUUAACGGCUAUAAUUCUAACGGCAGUGAAGGUGAUAGAGUAAAACAUGAAACGGAAAAUGUUGCGACCGUUAAGCCAACCAGUCCGAAUGAGAGUAAUACAACUGAAAAAAAUAUUUGUCCGCAAAUAGCUGAAGAAUUAAAUGUUAGUGUAGAAAAUGAGCCCGAUGUUUACAUCAAUGCAAAUAUACUGAAGAAAGGGGAUGAGAAGUCGGAGGAUGGAGAUUCCGAUGGUGCUAUUCCCACGAGCAGUCCAAAUACAAGUAAAAGAAUUGGUGUACGAUUUCGAGGAUCCUGGGCUCAAGACGGCAUUCGAGAAUCGAGUGAUGAUGAUUUCGCUAGUAAAAAGAAGGAAAAGAAAUUAGGCAAUUACCAGACAUCGUCAUCCGACGGGGAAUGCUCGGCGUCGGCCCCAUCCAUCGCUCUUCCAUCCCACCAUACCAUGUCUGAUUGGGUUGGGCAAACUACUAACAGUGAAGCAAGCAGUUAUGGCUCUCAGUCGGAAGGCGGGCACUCUGACGUUGGCUUCCCGUAUACAGCUGAUAGUUCCUGGGAUCCAUUCGCCAUACUGGAUCCUAGUAGUGAUACAGUGAAAUGUACGAUGUGGGAGUGCGGGUCGACGCUGCGUGCGGAGCUGUCGGCCGUGGACAUCAGCUGGUACGUGGUGGCGCGCGCCGAGCGGGCCAUGGCGGCCGACGGCGGGCUGUGGGCCGGGCUCGCCAUGGCGGCCGCCGUGGCACUCGCCGCACCCAUCGUACGCCUCGUGCAGAUGGCUAUAGAGCAGGACAACAGAACUGAAGAAGAGCUACAAACACUUUCUUUAUUCACAUACAUCCCUUCACUGGUGGCUAAUUACAGCCAGGGGUCUGCGUUUUCCCUUUUUCACGGCGCUUACGGUGAUAAUAUUUGGGUAAUAUCAACGAACCUUCUAUCUUGUUGUCUCCGCUUUGCACUCAGCGCACUAGUGUUUUUUCUAUUGACCGUAGCUGAACGAGCUUUCAAACAGCGCUUUUUAUAUGCGAAGUUAUUUUCGCAUCUAACAUCUGCUCGUCGAGCACGCAAAUCAGAACUACCACAUUUUAGACUCAACACUGUGAGAAAUAUCAAGACAUGGCUGUCGACACGCUCUUAUUUGCGGCGGCGUGGUCCACAGAGAUCUGUUGACGUGAUUGUAUCAGCGGCAUUUGUGUUAACGCUAAUGCUCCUCGCUUGUGUCAGCGCACAGCUGUUAAAGGACACGGUGACGUUGGAAUGCGGCUGGCUACUAGAAGCGAUGGUUUGGAGCAGUUGCCUCGGUAUAUACCUACUGCGUUUGUUGACACUAGGUAGUAAUGUUAAUAAGAAAUACCGCUGCUGUCUAUCGGCCAUAUUGACGGAACAGAUUAAUCUUCACCUUGCCAUUGAGCAGAGGCCGGAGAGCAAGGAACAGCUAACUGUUGCCAACAAUGUACUGAAACUCGCAGCUGACUUACUUAAGGAACUGGAUUCGCCUUUCAAGAUCUCUGGUAUAUGUGCCAAUCACUAUCUCUACACAAUCACUAAAGUAGUUAUACUUUCUGCGUUGUCAGGAGUGUUAUCCGAAAUGCUAGGUUUCAAAUUAAAAUUACAUAAAAUUAAGAUCAAAUAG
Arctia plantaginis is the source of this 2589-nucleotide messenger RNA. The record is from the annotation of a GenBank genome assembly. Lineage: Eukaryota; Metazoa; Arthropoda; Insecta; Lepidoptera; Erebidae.